AUGAUUGAGAGUACCUUGUUCAAAUCGUGGAUUCCCUUCUACUCCUUCCCCUUCAAAUUUGGAAUCAGCGAAUGCAAAACGUUGAAGCAACGAGGAAUGCUGGACAAAAUAGUUUACACAAAAAUUGCCAUGCCGUGGAUAAUCAAGGACAGGUUCUUACUGGUGGACGUAUGGAUAUGCGAAGAUUUCAAAUUUUCGAAAGGCAUCUUUUUAUAUGCCUCCAAUUUUCCGAAGAAUUCUGAAAAUAUGAAAAACCUGGUUUUGGACACGGACAGCUGCAUGGAAAUUGAUAUGGCGAUCCACGCGUUUAUCGCCCCCAGGACUUUCGACGAGACCGUCGUCAAGUGCUACGUCGAAGUAUCACCCAACAUAAAUCUGAGCGAGUUUUUUAUUUCGUUUUUGACAAAGGUUUUCAUCAAAAGCUGCAUAUCCCACUUCGUGAACGCGUGUAGAAAUUUCCAAUCCAACGAAGAGUACAACAGUGAGCUGCGCAAGAGCCGUUUAUUUUACGACCGCUUGCGGAAGGCAGCAGAGGAGUGUAAAAUAUAUGACACAUGA
Messenger RNA from Plasmodium cynomolgi strain B, 558 nucleotides. RefSeq lists its product as hypothetical. NCBI's taxonomy places the organism in Eukaryota, Apicomplexa, Aconoidasida, Haemosporida, Plasmodiidae. The transcript has 5 exons. The record is from RefSeq and is a predicted model, not a curated record. The coding region runs from base 1 to 558 and encodes 185 amino acids.